Messenger RNA from Neospora caninum, 2619 nucleotides. RefSeq lists its product as hypothetical. The record is from RefSeq and is a predicted model, not a curated record. The transcript has 15 exons. Bases 1 to 2619 code for a protein of 872 amino acids. Lineage: Eukaryota; Apicomplexa; Conoidasida; Eucoccidiorida; Sarcocystidae.
AUGUCCCGCGCCGCUUCCGACGGCGACCUCGGCAUGGUGAACCGCCACUACCAAGACCGCGAAAAGAAUGACGGCGUGCAUUUUCUGAGAUGGUCAGAGACAGUGAAAAAGGCGCGUCAAAUCGUUUGUGAUGAGAAAGAAGCCGCGCGUGACGAUGUGAAGGAGUGCUUCAGUGCUUGCGUACUCUUCCUCUACACUCUUACAAGUCGACCUAGCCACCCCGAUGUGGCCUCGUGGAUGCGCGCUUUCCUUGGCACGGCGGCUGGUCUGGAUGUUUACUGUUUCAUCGGUGCAACAAUUUCAAGUUUUGUCCCCGACGUAAAUGUGCACAAGGGUCUGUCGCCGCAGGAUGUCUCGAAAAACUCGAGAGAUGAUGCCGGGAUCGUGUCUCGUCUUCGGGAGCCCGGGGCUCGCAAGACCUUCCUCCGGUUGGUUGCGGUGUACGACAAUUUGUCUCAUUCUGAUGUAUUGAUCUCAAGAGCGAGGAGCCACCGCGACCUUCGCACGGCGCAGAAGGCGGUGCUGAGUGUCGCUUCGAGACUCCUGGUUCAUGCUGCGGCGAUCCCUGUCGGCAUUUCUAUCCGCCUGUGGAGGAUCUUUUCUGCCUAUGCCACAAAUGAUUCGCCGGAUGUGGCGAGUCCUGGGCGAGGGAAGGCGGAUCCCACUCCUCACAGCCGACAUUAUAGCAAGAAAAACAGUCAGAAUCUUUUGUCGCUCACUUCAGCAUCGGUUCGAUCUCAGCGGCACGAUGUCCUAGAACUCCGGGCUGCAGUUGACUGUUUUCGGGACGCGCUCAAGAGCGACGACUUUCUUCACCACCUUCGAACAGAGCUGCUGCCCAGUGCGCGGGGGUUGCUGGGUACUUGCAUUUCUACUGCCGCUGAGCUGCAGAAGGCGGGAGACGACAUGGCUCUCUCGGUUGUUGCCGAGCUCUUGGCUUACCUCGCUCUUUCCUCAACCGGACUCCGCCACCACGCGGCUGUAGAGCUCAAUCAGAAUCCGGCAAGUGUGUUCGAUCACGACAAUGGUGGCGAUGGAUCACCAGCUAAUCCGGAGGCUUCAGAAAAGCGCUCUAAACAGCUCUGCAAACUGUCAUCUGCUGCAGUGCACUUUCCAUUCCUUCUUCGUGCAUGCACGUCUACGUACAGCGAGACAUGCGUUUUCAUGGGGGCCUUCUUGGAAAGCUGUUUCGUCGCUAGCCAGCAGCAAGAAGGCGCACAAGAUGCAGGGCUUGGAGUCCAUCUCGCCGAUGACGUCAAAGCUGAGGUUCUCCAAGCUCUUCAGAAGACGGUUGCCUCUCCGUGCACUGUUCCCGCCGAAUCAAGUGACGCCGACACUGGAACCGACAAGCAGGUUUUUCCACAGGAAAGCUCUGCCGCGGCACAGAGAAGAGCCGCGUGUCUCUCCCUUCUCGCCGUUAUGGCUGAUUCGGCGAGCUUUGCUUCGGAAGUCCAGCGAAUGCUCCUGGACCUUCUGGUUGACACUGUCUUAAGCAGUCCAGUGGGGGGGUGGUGGUGUAGAGCAAUCAUAAAGAACUUCCUCAGUAUCCUAGGCGAAAGCGAACAAAAAAACGUGGACCUCGACGCCUACGCGGGAGAACUCGCUCGUGUUGUGCGGCUCCAGCGGGAGCAACAGCAACUUCUACGAGACACCGCAACUGCGUCUCGGAAUCGAGAAGAGGAAGCGAAAAAGCUGAUGAAGCUCACAAUCUCAGACCACGAGCACGAGAAAGUGAAAGCUGAGCACAAGGCCGAAGCAUGUCAGCAGCAGUUGCAGCGGCUCCAAGAAACGCAUGCAGCUGAACUGGCGAGAGUGCGGGGCGAGGGCGAGGCUCAGACCCGCCAGCUGCGCUCCAUGGUGAACGAGUUGCAGCUCUUACUCGACGGCAGAGAGGAAAAGUUGAAGAACGCCCAGGAUGCGCUCGCAGCGAGCAAGCAGCAGCAGCUGAGCAACGACGGAGAAUGCAGCAAAUUACAGCGGCAGCUCCAAACCCUGACAGCCCUGAACAAAAAACAGAAGGACGACUUGAGCUGCAUGGAAGCCCAGUGCGGGUCUCUCCGCGAGGCGAACGACGAAGCCGCGAAAAAGCUCCACGAAGUCUCCUGCAGGGCGAGAAAACUCGAAAGCCAGUGCGGCUUCCUCCACGCGGAGAAGAAAGAGCUGCUCGACGAGCAGGAGAAGCUUUUCAAACAGCUCAUUCUUCUUCUUGACAGAGAGCAGCACCUGACACUCGAGCAGCGGCGCCUCCGCGAGGGCAUGAAAGAAAAUCUCGAAGCCGUUGAGCGGGCCGAGAAGCUCCAACAACAACUCGACCAUUUGCGACAAGAAAAAGAGAACACUGGCAAGGAGGCAGGCCAGAUGGCUUCGCGUACCGCCAUGCUGCAGACGGAGGUUGCGGCCUUGAGAGCGGACCUCAGCAAGGAAACGGAACGACGAAGAGCGGCUGAAGAGGCGGCCAGCAAUGCAAGCGAGAAGACACAAAGUGUCUCCGAAGAAUUAGAGCGCGUGAAAAAGAAACUGAAAACCCAGACGCAUGUGACAGAAGAUCUCGAGAAGCGACUCAAGGAGAAGGAAGAGCAGCUGUCCAAAAUCCAGAGUAUCUUUAGCAUGAAGGCGUAG